This is a messenger RNA of Echinostoma caproni, 1545 nucleotides long. The record is from the annotation of a GenBank genome assembly. NCBI's taxonomy places the organism in Eukaryota, Metazoa, Platyhelminthes, Trematoda, Plagiorchiida, Echinostomatidae.
AUGUAUACAAUCGCACGGUUAAACGGGCCCGCAGUAAAGAGUAAAGAGAGUAAAAGCUCAACUCGAACGGGAGAUUCGACCGCACAAAAGUCCGUUUUGUCUUUCGAGGAUGAAAUGGCUUCGAUAUCCCAGAAUCUCAGAGAUGAAACAAACAACAAUGCAAGCGGAUCCCAGUCUACUCCGAUUCUGGCAAUUCACCCCAAAGAAUUUUGGAUCGAUAUCAAAGAAUUUUGCGAUGUGUUCAACGUGAUUGACGUAUAUCACAAAACACAAACUUAUCCGGUCGUGAAAACAUACACGGACUUGAAAUCACCCGGUAUUCCCAUGGAUCGCACACCACCGAACGGACAGUACAUCUCCAUUGACAGUUUGUAUCCAAGUGAAAUCAUACUCAGUUUUUCGGCGAUUUGUCGUUGGCCAUUACCGUCCCCCAAGGAUACGAAGGUAUCAAUAUCCUGCGGAUUGUCCAGCUUGCGAGAUGCAGACGACGGGGAAAAUGGUCAUCUGGAGGUUGAAAAGCCUUUGACGAACGGGACGGACUCAGAACCACCCGGUCAAACACCAAACGAGGCCAUUAGGGUGACUAUGCCACCGCCGGCUGCUGCAACACUUAUCGUCGAGACUCAACACUGGUUGAAAAAUCAACUGGGAGAACCUGUUAAACGGCUGGAUGUGACCGGCACUCGAGCAUUAUCUCUUCUUUUACCACCAGGUAGACAUAGUUAUCGUCUACUUUUGCACGCUCCCUUGGGUUUUGUUCUUCAAAUGUUAGUUACAAGCAUAGAACCCUUGGAACCCACAACACCUGGUGCACAAUCGAUUACAUAUAUCCCAGCUGUUGUAGCCCCUGGAUUGGCAUGGAAUUUUCAGGUCGCCGAAGACAAAACGCACCCAAUCUCUCACGAAAAGCUCACGCAAUUAGCACCAAAAAUGACACAAAGACCUGCAAAUUCCGCACGUGGUCGUCCGAUCCUAUCCGGACAUGCUAAGCAAACUGGUACUAACUGGACUACACUUAACGUACAAAUGGGUGAUGAAGAUACCGUGCUCGCUGAUGUUCUAUCUCUUACACCCAUACGGAUGCGGUCUCAUGCACAGCGUCUGAUUCGUGCACUGGGACAGUUGGGUAUAGCGUACAGUGAAAUGACACAACCCGAAAAGUGGUCAUCAUCGCCAUUGACCAUUGGGGUUAGCACUGUUUCUGCGAGACCCAGGGAUGAAGUGAAUUUGGAAUCCGAACCAGCUGUGAUGGACGAGAUGGAGCUGUACAACCGCACACAGCGUUAUUUAGAGUACCUUAGUCAAAAACAAUCUGAGUUGGCUGAAUUGCUCGGUGUUUCAGAAGGAAUGUCCCUGGAGGAACAUGCAAAACUCACGGACUAUCGACAAACUCUUCUCGCUGCAUUACAAAAACUCUGUAACGAGGACGGGUCAGCCAAUGCUGACAUGAAUUUCGCCUGGCGUGUCACACAGUUCGACAUGACAACACCGAAUCCGUUUGGCGUUCUGUACAAACCACGUGCGUUUCUUUACAUUUUCAACUGA